Molecule: messenger RNA, 1719 nt
Organism: Striga hermonthica
Lineage: Eukaryota; Viridiplantae; Streptophyta; Magnoliopsida; Lamiales; Orobanchaceae
Source: the annotation of a GenBank genome assembly
AUGGAGGAUUUCGAUAGUGAUGAUGCUCACUCCGAUUCUACGAACGAGUCGAUUCAUUCUCAGGGAGAUUGUUUAAAGGGCGGGCGUGGAGCAACACGAUUGCCACAUUUAAUGCUUCAAAGCGGGAAUAAGAGAGAAAUAUCAUUUGAUUGUUAUAUGCAACCAGAUGGACCGACCACAGAUGUCAUCACCGAUUUUAUUAGUUGUGUUGGCCUUUUAGCUCGGAGCAAAGCCAGCAUUUUAGCAGAAAAUUGGAAAGAUGGGGUGCCCGAAAAGAUUAAAGAGCAAAUUUGGCAAACUCUAGAGGAGAUAUUUGAGUUGCCGAAUGAUAGAAAAUUGAAAGAAUACUGGUUACGACGUGCUGGGGAAAAUUGGAGGAUUUUCAAGACGAGCCUCAAUCGCUACAUAUUCGGAAAAAAAAAGGGUCAGCUUCCAUAUAUCAAGACUUACCCGUAUCUUGAUAAAGAUACAUGGGAAGCUUUUGUUGCAUCUCGUCAAACUCCUGAAUUCUUAGCAAGAAGAAAAAAAGCACAAGAAACACAAUCACACAAUAAGUAUCCUCAUAUUUUGUCUCGAGGUGGUUUACCUCGUUUGAAAAGAAAAAUGAUGGAGGAGAAAUACAAGGCCAGGAGAGAGGCCUCGUUAGAUGAAUCUGUUAUUGUUCCCCCCACCCCCCCAUCUCCACCUUCUCGCCAUGAGAUGUGGAAAAGGGCUCGUCUGAAAUCAGAUGGAAAUUAUACCUCAGAGGAGGCUAAAACUAUUGGUGACAAGAUUGAUUCUUUGGAAGAACAAUCUUCCCAGGGUAAUUUCAAACCUUCUGGAAGAAAUGAUAUUCUUGCAGAAGCAAUAGGAAAGCCAGAGCAUCCUGGCCGUGUGAGGGGAGUCAGAAAGUGCGUGGGCAUUAAGGCUUUUUUUGGACGAUCAAAUCGUUCAAGUGCAGGUGCAGGAAUGGUGUCACGGCAGGAGUUGGAUGUCAUUAUAUCUCAGGUGAAAGAAGAAGUUGCAGAACAGGUAAAAGGUGAGUUGAUGAAGAUGAUGCAACUUGGUUCUCAGCCAGGCAUUUCACUUAGCUCUCCAGUAAUCGUGAGCACGGAAAAAUGUGGCGCUUCAGCUUCGGAUGUGAGCAAAGACGGCGAGAAAUAUGAAUUGUAUGUGGAGGACCCCCAAAGGCGAUUGGUGGCAUAUGGCAAUGUGCACAAUUUGGGGUCAACCAUGCACCAUCGAAUGAUGAAGGAUGGAGACGUACGGGUUGUGGUCUCACGAGUUAUUGUUGGAGAUGCUUUUGUGCCAUACCCGACAGAUGAGGUCACUUUCGUGAAAGAUGCUCCAAGUCAAUUCAUUGCUUGGCCUCGAAAUCUAGUUGCGAAGAAUCUAAAGAGCAGCCUUCUCAACCUCGAGCAGAUCCUCAGUAGCUUUCUUCUCGUUGUCCUUCUGAGCAACGACCUCCUCGAGGGCUCUAAGUUUUUCCUUGAGCUCCUCAUUCUCUUUCUGCAGCACCGAGCACUCCUCUCGGCUCUCCCUCACUGCUUGUUGCGCCGAGUGAUGAGAUCCCUAUUCUACUCGAACAAGCGAGAAGCGCCUUGCUCGAUCAAGGGGAUCGAGUCACCUCUACUGGCUAAGAAAAUGGGCCUGACAGUGGGUCGGACGAACGGCUCUGAGCUCGGAACCUUCGACUACGGGCCUGAAAGCUAUUGGUUCUCGGAUAAUGAUGGCGUGUGA